AUGCUGAUCAGACAGACGGAGAGAGGAGGUGAGGAGGUGAAGACUGAGAGAGGAGGUGAGGAGGUGAAGACUGAGAGAGGAGGUGAGGAGGUGAAGACUGAGAGAGGAGGUGAGGAGGUGAAGACUGAGAGAGGACGUGAGGAGGUGAAGACUGAGAGAGGAGGUGAGGAGGUGAAGACUGAGAGAGGAGGUGAAGACGGAGAGAGGAGAGGAGGAGAGGAGGUGAAGACGGAGAGAGGAGGUGAGGAGGUGAAGACGGAGAGAGGAGGUGAGGAGGACCGGAGAGAGGAGGUGAGGAAGACCGAGAGGAGGAGGAAGACCGAGGAGGUGAGGAGGAAGACCGGAGUGAGGAAGACCGAGAGAGGAGAAAACGGAGAGGAGGUGGAAGACCGGAGAGUGGAGGAAGACCGAGAGGAGGUGGAGGGGAAGACUGGGAGGAGGAAGACCGAGAGAGAAGACCGGAGAGGAGGUGGAAGAGGAAGACCGGAGAGGAGGAAGACCGAGGAGGAAAGACCGAGGUGGGAGGUGGAAGACCGAGAGAGGAGGAGGAAGACCGAGAGGAGGAAGACCGGAGAUAGUGGAGGAAGACCGAGAGGAGGUGGAGGAAGACCGGAGGAGGACCGGGAGGAAGGACCGUUGAGGAAGACCGGAGGAGGAAGACCGGAGGAGGAAGACCGAGGUGGAGGAAGACCGGAGGAGGUGGAAGACCGAGGAGGAGGAAGACCGGAGGAGAAGGAGUGGAGGUGGAAGACCGGGAGGAGGAAGACCGAGUGGAGGUGGAAGACCGGAGGAGGAGGACCGGAGGAAGACCGAGGGAAGACCGGAGGAGGCGGAGGAGGAAGACCGAGAGGAGGUGGAGGUGGAAGACCGAGAGAGUGGAGGAAGACCGAGAGGAGGAGGAGACCGGAGGUGGAGGAAGACCGAGUGGAGGAAGAGCGGGGUGGAGGAAGACCGAGGAGGUGGAAGACCGAGAGGAGGAAGACCGGAGAGGAGGAGGAAGACCGAGAGGAGGACGAGGAGGAAGACCGGAGAGAGGACGGUGGAGGAAGACCGAGAGGAGGAAGACCGAGAGGAGCGGUGGAGGAAGACCGGAGGAGGUGGAGGGAAGACCGAGAGGAACGUGGAGGAAGACCGGAGAGUGAGGUGGAAGACCGGGAGGUGAGGAGGAAGACCGAGAGGGAGGUGGAGAGGAAGACCGAGAGGGAGGUGGAAGACCGGAGAGGACGGUGGAGGAAGACCGAGAGAGGAGGAGGAAGACCGGAGAGUGGACGUGGAGGUGGAAGACCGGAGAGAGGAGGUAAGACCGGAGAGAGGAGGUGGAGGAAGACUGGAGGAGAGGAGGUGGAGGUGGAAGACUGA
Messenger RNA from Perca fluviatilis (European perch), 1359 nucleotides. RefSeq names its product high mobility group nucleosome-binding domain-containing protein 5-like. Bases 1 to 1359 code for a protein of 452 amino acids. The transcript has 4 exons. The record is from RefSeq and is a predicted model, not a curated record. NCBI's taxonomy places the organism in Eukaryota, Metazoa, Chordata, Actinopteri, Perciformes, Percidae.